GGCUCGGAGCUGCAGGCUCGCACGGCGGGUAGCACCGGAGCCCCCGGCCGCGGGCCCCUUGCCAGCAACUUCCCUGCCCGGAGCCAGAUUUACGACCCCACCCCCGCCCGGGCUGCGCCUGGCGAUGCCAGGCCCGAGCGCCGCGCCGUAAAUGGAUCGCGGCGGGCGAGGCGGCGGCGGCGGCGGCGGCUGGCGGGCGGGCUCCGAGGUGGCGGGGUCGCGGUUCCCUAGGCUCGGCGCUGCACCCGGGCGCACACGCGCGUCCUGACCCCGAGCUGCUCGCCGCCGGCGCACAGCCGCCCUCUCCCUGCCCUGCGCGCAACUGUCAGGAGAAAACGGGCCGGCGCAUAUUGGCUCCGCGACACGCCGAGGCUCCUCCCCGAGUCUGGAUCCUUAUAUUUUGGGAGAAUUUCUUUGAACUCAGUUAGCGAGCUCGGGGAAGGAGGCAAGUUCCCACCGCCGGCUCGGCUCGGCGAGGGCUCGCCCACCUUCCCUGCAGCCGCCCUGCGCCCUCGCGGUCCUCCUCCUUCUCGGCUCCGCUGGAGGAGAACGCGCUGGCCCGGCGGAGGAAAAUGCCAGCGAUCUGGAUGUGACGGCGAAGAGAGGGCGCGUGGCUAGAGGAGGCAGAGAGAUGAGGAAACCCAUUAUUUGAGAGCCACCAGCCGCUUCAACCCUCCCUGCAAAUUGGUGCUAUCACUUCUGGGGGCCAUUGGCUUGCCUUCUUCCCAACCCUCCAUUAAGAAUUCUUGACUUGAGGACCAACCCCCUACCACGAGAGGGGACGCCUUCUGGGUUGGCAGACCUUUUGGAUGUAGCGUUGUGGGAACAUUUAGACCCUUUCCUCUGGAAGAGCCACCAUGAAUUCGGUAGCUGGAAAUAAAGAGAGGCUUGCGGUCUCCACCAGGGGCAAGAAAUACGGGGUGAAUGAAGUGUGCUCUCCCACCAAGACCGCCGCGCCCUUCUCCCCCGAGAGCUGGUACCGCAAGGCGUACGAGGAGUCUCGCUCAGGGAGCCGGCCCACCCCCGAGGGCGCGGGUUCUGCGCUCGGCUCGUCGGGGACCCCGUCCCCGGGCUCGGGCACCUCGUCCCCGAGCUCCUUCACUGGCUCUCCGGGCCCCGCAUCUCCGGGCAUCGGUACCAGCUCGCCGGGCUCCCUAGGCGGCUCGCCGGGCUUCGGCACUGGAUCCCCGGGCUCGGGCAGCGGCGGCGGCUCCUCCCCCGGCUCCGACCGCGGCGUCUGGUGCGAGAACUGCAAUGCCCGCUUGGUGGAGCUGAAGAGGCAGGCUCUCAAGCUGCUGCUGCCGGGACCCCUCCCGGGCAAGGACCCUGCUUUCUCUGCUGUCAUUCACGACAAACUCCAGGUCCCAAAUACCAUCAGGAAGUCAUGGAACGACCGAGACAACCGCUGUGACAUUUGUGCCACACACCUGAACCAGCUAAAGCAGGAAGCUAUCCAAAUGGUGCUCACCUUGGAGCAGGCAGCUGGCAGCGAGCACUAUGAUGCCUCUCCGGGCUCACCCCCUCCAAUCUCCAGCAUUCCCACCCUGGUGGGGUCCCGGCACAUGGGUGGGCUCCAGCAGCCCAGGGAGUGGGCCUUUGUGCCUGCCCCCUAUGCCACCUCUACCUACACAGGCCUUGUCAACAAACACAGUGGUAAACCCAACAGCCUUGGGGUCAGCAACGGCGCCGACAAGAAGAGCGGAUCCCCAACACACCAGGCCAAGGUCAGCCUCCAGAUGGCCACCAGUCCCAGCAAUGGGAACAUCCUUAACUCGGUGGCUAUUCAGGCUCACCAGUAUCUGGAUGGCACCUGGUCCCUUUCAAGAACCAAUGGGGUUACCCUGUACCCCUACCAGAUCUCCCAGCUGAUGACAGAGACUGGCCGCGAGGGACUGACAGAGUCAGCGCUGAACCGCUACAAUGCAGAUAAGCCGGCAGCCAGCAGCGUCCCUGCCUCCCAGGGCUCCUGUGUGGCCAGUGAGACUUCCACAGGUACCUCGGUAGCUGCUUCCUUCUUCGCACGAGCUGCCCAGAAGUUAAAUCUGUCCUCCAAGAAGAAGAAACACCGGCCUUCGACUCCGUCUGCUGCAGAGGCUCCCCUCUUUGCUACCAGCUUCAGCGGGAUCCUGCAGACCUCGCCUCCCCCAGCCCCACCCUGUCUCCUAAGGGCCGUCAACAAGGUGAAGGACACUCCGGGCCUGGGCAAGGUGAAAGUCAUGCUACGUAUCUGUUCCACAUCCGCUCGAGAUACCUCAGAAUCCAGCUCUUUCCUGAAGGUGGAUCCACGGAAGAAGCAGAUCACCUUGUACGACCCCCUGACCUGUGGAGGUCAAAAUGCCUUCCAGAAAAGAAGCAGCCAGGUUCCUCCGAAGAUGUUUGCCUUUGAUGCAGUUUUCCCACAAGAUGCUUCUCAGGCUGAAGUAUGUGCCGGAACAGUGGCCGAAGUGAUCCAGUCUGUGGUGAACGGAGCAGACGGCUGUGUGUUCUGUUUUGGCCAUGCCAAGCUGGGGAAAUCCUACACCAUGAUUGGAAGGGAUGAUUCCAUGCAGAACCUGGGCAUCAUUCCGUGCGCCAUUUCUUGGCUGUUCAAGCUGAUCAAUGAGCGCAAAGAAAAGACUGGGGCCCGAUUCUCAGUCCGGAUCUCAGCUGUCGAGGUGUGGGGGAAAGAGGAGAACCUUCGAGACCUGCUGUCUGAGGUGGCCACGGGCAGCCUACAGGAUGGACAGUCCCCAGGCGUGUACCUCUGUGAGGACCCCAUCUGUGGCACACAGCUGCAAAACCAGAGUGAGCUGCGGGCCCCCACCGCAGAGAAAGCUGCCUUCUUCCUGGAUGCUGCCAUUGCCUCACGACGAAGCAGCCAGCAGGACUGUGAUGAGGAGGACCACCGUAACUCCCACAUGCUCUUCACCCUGCACAUCUACCAGUACCGGAUGGAGAAGAGCGGGAAGGGCGGGAUGUCUGGAGGUCGCAGCCGCCUGCAUCUCAUCGAUCUGGGCAGCUGUGUGAAAGCUCUCAGCAAAAUCCGAGAAGGGGGCUCAGGACUGUGCCUCUCACUGUCUGCUCUGGGCAACGUCAUCUUGGCUCUUGUCAACGGGAGCAAACACAUCCCGUACAAGGAGAGCAAGCUCACCAUGCUUCUGAGGGAGUCUCUGGGGAAUGUGAAUUGUCGCACCACCAUGAUUGCACACAUCUCGGCUGCAGCUGGUAGCUACUCAGAGACCCUGUCCACCAUCCAGAUCGCAUCGAGAGUCCUGAGGAUGAAGAAGAAGAAGACUAAGUACACAUCAAGCUCCUCUGGGGGAGAAAGCUCCUGUGAGGAGGGCAGAAUGCGCAGGCCCACCCAGCUGAGACCCUUUCAUGCCCGGGCUUCCGUGGAUCCUGAAUUCCCUCUUGCCCCACUGUCCAGCGAUCCUGAUUACUCCUCCAGCAGUGAGCAGUCCUGCGACACCGUCAUCUACAUCGGGCCCAACGGCACAGCCUUGUCUGACAAGGAGCUUACUGACAAUGAGGGCCCCCCAGACUUUGUGCCCAUCGUACCAGCCUUACAGAAGACCAGAGGUGACAGCCGCCCUGCAGAGGCAGCAGAGGCGGCAGCCAACAAGUCGGAAAGGGACUGUCUGAAGUGCAAUACGUUUGCUGAGCUGCAAGAGAGACUGGACUGCAUUGAUGGCAGCGAAGAGCCCAACAAGUUUCCCUUUGAAGAGCUGCCCAUCCAGUUGGGGCCGGAGCAGGCAGGUAGAUGUGUCUCCUUAAGUCAAGCAGGGCCAGAUACACUCUCUGAGUCUGACAAGGAAGACAAUGGGUCAGACAAUAGCCAGUUGACCUCCGACAGGGAAAGCACCGAGCUUCCAGCCUCCAAGGUGCAGCCGAAUCGGUCUCCUGUGCCUACCGUGACACGCAGUGGUAGCCCCAGCCCCGCCUCACCUCGGAGCAUCCCAGGCAGCAGCAGCCAGCACAGUACCUCCCAGCUCACACAGAGCCCCAGUCUCCAGAGCAGCCGGGAGAGUCUGAACUCAUGUGGCUUUGUGGAGGGCAAGCCCAGACCCAUGGGCUCCCCACGGCUAGGCAUUGCCAGCCUGUCCAAGACCUCAGAGUACAAACCUCCCAGCUCUCCCUCUCAGAGGUGCAAAGUCUACACCCAGAAGGGUGUCCUGCCUUCCUCUGCUCCACCUCCUUCCCUGAGCAAAGACUCUGGCAUGGUCUCCAGUGAGUCCUUGCUUCAGCCCGAUGUGCGUACUCCCCCAGUUGGAAUGAGUCCCCAGGUUUUGAAGAAAUCCAUGUCUGCUGGGAGUGAAGGGUUUCCCGGAACCCUGGCUGAAGAUGAGCACCAGGAAGGUCCUCCCGCAGACUCCAAGAAGGAGGUGCUAAGCACCACAAUGGUGACUGUGCAGCAGCCACUGGAACUGAAUGGGGAGGAUGAGCUGGUGUUUACAUUGGUGGAGGAGCUGACCAUCAGCGGGGUGCUUGACAGCGGCCGCCCUACCAGCAUCAUCAGCUUCAAUAGUGACUGCUCCGUGCAGGCCCUGGCCUCGGGCUCCCGGCCCGUCAGCAUCAUUAGCAGCAUCAGCGAAGACCUGGAAUGUUACUCCAGCAUGGCACCCGUCUCUGAGGUGAGCAUCACACAGUUCCUGCCACUCCCCAAGCUGGGCCUGGAUGAGAAGGCUCGGGAAGCAAGCAGCCGGCGCUCUUCCAUCAGUUCCUGGCUGAGUGAGAUGAGUGCGGGCAGUGACGGCGAGCAGUCAUGCCACAGCUUCAUCGCGCAGACAUGCUUCGGACAUGGGGAAGCCAUGGCAGAACCCCCGGCCUCGGAGUUUGUCAACGCCAUCCAGAACACCGCCGUGGUAUGCCAAGAGAAGCCCGAGGUGGGCCCUGACAAUCUGCUCAUCUUGUCGGAGGUUGGGGAAGAAUCAGUCAACAAAGCCACUCCCAUCAAAGGCUGCAAAAUCUCCACCCUGGGCAAGGCCAUGGUCACCAUCUCCAACGCAGCCAACCUGAGCAGCUGCGAAGGUUACAUCCCCAUGAAGACCAACAUCACGGUUUACCCCUGCAUUGCCAUGAGCCCCCGAAAUGUGCAAGAGCCUGAGUCCUCCGCUGCCACCCCAAAGGCAGCCCCCAAAACAGCCCAGUCCCAGGGGAGCAAGGAGGCCAAUGCAAGGAGAGAGAUGAAAUUUGAGGACCCCUGGUUAAAACGAGAAGAAGAGGUGAAAAAGGACGCUUACCCUAGUGAGGAAGGGGUGAGGUGCGAGACCGUCCCAAGCUCCCUGAUGGCUGAAGGUAAGUCAGACCAGGAGCAGAAUGGCAGGCCCAGCUCAGGUGACAGGCUGAGCAGCAGCAGUGGAGAGGCACCUGCCUUUCAGGUGACUGACAGCAUUAGGAGAGUUGUGGAUGGCUGUGAGAUGGCCCUGCCCGGCUUGGUGACCCAGAGUCCCAUACAUUCCACCAAAAAUCUGAAGUCAAGCAGCCUCCCAAGGGCAUUUCAGAAAGCCGACAGGCAUGAGGUGCUGGAUAGCUUCUACCAUUGUCUGGCGGACAGCAAUGGCUUCAGCGGGGCACUGGGCAUGCAGUCCUCGAAGACAACCCUGGAGAAGAAGGUAGCUUCACCCAAGCAUUGCGUCCUGGCACGGCCCAAAGGGACACCACCUCUACCUCCUGUCCGCAAAUCUAGCUUGGACCAGAAGAACAGGGCCAGUCCUCAACACAGCGGCAGCAGCAGCAGCACCAGCAGCCCCCUGAACCAGCCAGCUACCUUCUUGGCUUGCUUCCCUGAUGAGUCCAACAGCAAAACUAAGGAUGCCAGUAGCAGCAGUAAGCUCUUCAGCGCCAAGCUGGAGCAGCUGGCCAGCAGAACCAACUCCCUUGGCAGGACAACAGUCAGCCACUAUGAAUGCUUGUCCCUGGAAAGGGCGGAAAGCCUGUCGUCCGUGAGCUCCCGCAUGCAUGCCGGCAAAGACAGCACCAUGCCUCGCACCGGCAGGAGCCUGGGUCGCAGCACAGGGGCCUCACCACCCAGCUGUGGCAUCACCCAGUCUGCAGGGACCUCUCCCAAGGCCAGCCAGUCUAAGAUCUCCGCGGUAAGCAAGCUCCUGCUGGCCAGUCCCAAAUCCCGCAGCCUGUCCACCUCGACCACCAAAACCCUCAGCUUCUCCACCAAGUCCCUGCCACAGUCUGUGGGCCAGAGCUCCAACCUGCCACCCAGCGGGAAGCACAUGUCCUGGUCCACCCAGUCCCUCAGCAGAAGCCGGGGCUCUGGGCUGGCUUCCAAACUGCCCCUGCGAGCUGUCAACGGGCGCAUUUCGGAGCUGCUGCAGGGCAGUGCCGGCCCGAGGGGCGCACAGCUGCGGGCAGAGGCAGAGGAGCGCAGUGGAGCUCCCACGGAGGACAAGCCUGCAGCCGCCCACCUGCUGCCCUCACCCUACAGCAAGAUCACCCCUCCCCGGAAGCCUCACCGCUGCAGCAGCGGGCACGGUAGUGACAACAGCAGUGUCCUGAGCGGGGAGCUGCCACCUGCCAUGGGGAAGACGGCCUUGUUCUACCACAGCGGUGGCAGCAGCGGUUAUGAGAGCAUGAUAAGGGACAGCGAGGCCACCGGCAGCGCAUCCUCGGCCCAGGACUCCAUGAGCGAGAACAGCAGCUCCGUUGGAGGGAGGUGCAGGAGCCUCAAGACCCCAAAGAAGCGCUCCAAUUCAGGUUCUCAGAGGCGGAGGCUCAUUCCGGCAUUGUCCCUCGAUACUCCCUCACCUGUGAGAAAAACUACCAGCAGCACAGGGGUCCGCUGGGUGGACGGCCCCCUGAGGAGCACCCAGAGGGGGCUUGGGGAACCUUUUGAGAUUAAAGUCUAUGAAAUUGAUGAUGUGGAGCGCCUGCAGCGACGAAGAGGAGGCACCAGCAAGGAGGUCAUGUGUUUCAACGCCAAGCUGAAAAUCCUGGAGCAUCGGCAGCAGAGAAUCGCUGAGGUCCGAGCCAAGUAUGAGUGGCUGAUGAAAGAGCUGGAAGCGACCAAACAGUACCUCAUGCUGGACCCCAACAAGUGGCUGCGUGAAUUUGACUUGGAGCAAGUCCUGCAGCUGGAUUCCCUGGAGUACCUGGAAGCACUGGAGGGCGUGACAGAGCGCCUGGAGAGCCGCGUCAACUUCUGCAAGGCCCAUCUCAUGAUGAUCACCUGCUUUGACGUCACCUCCAGGCGCCGAUAAGGGCCGGUGGGCUCCAAGGCAUCAGUCCCUCGCUCCCUAGGACCUCAGCAGGACACCACCCUCCCAGGCAACACUCAAGACACGAGGAUGAGGAUGAAGGUUGGUGGCAAGUCUGGAGUGAGCGAGGAGCGGAAAGGCAAUGUUUCCUUUGUUUUCUGUGGGGAAGAAGGGUAAAGACACCAACAUGUGGAAGGCAGAAAUGAUGGGAAAACCCGUGGGACUGAGAAAGCACUUUGAGGAACCUUGAAGAACUCUGUACAUAAGGACCGCUAGCAAAGAGACUCGGACCUUGCGGUUGUGAGAAAGGGGAGGGUGACGCGGGAUUGCCAUUGAAAGCCAAACACCAACAAGACGACCCAGAAUGAUGGAUUAAGUGCCUUGCAAAUCUUUAUGAUUAUCUAAACAUUUGUGUUCGUACUUUCUUGUGUCCGGAUGGUGCUAGUCAAGAAGAAAUCAACAAAACCGGAAACUCAACCCAGUUUUGGAAAUGUAUUUGCCGCUUGUUUUCUCUUGGUUCAGACUUGCUGUCUGUCCCUCCAAAGUUGUGUUUGUGGUGGUAUUGCCUAAUCAGUAUUGCAGCUGAAUAAAUGUUAACUGUCUUUCAUGGUUAUCCUGGGAAGGGCACUCAAAACAUGGAAACUGCAUUGGCAUGAGCCUGUGUGUUUCCCAGGGAGGUUUAGAAGGGCAAGGAACAGGAGAUGCCACCUUCCAUGAGCAGCAGGUCAGCCAACAGCUCCAGGGUGGAGCAUGGAAUGGGUGCACAUGAGCUUUAGUGAUAAGGAGGGAUGUCUUUAAGGGGGAGGGGUCUGGGUGACCCGGGCCCCUGUUCUUGUUUGUUUCAUGUGUUUGCAGCCCUCAGAACAAGUUCAUGUUCCUUUCUGGUCCAAAGCCUGUGGAUGGAAAGCUUGAACAACUUCAGCAGAGUCCUGUUUCUUUAUCUCCAUGUUCUGUGGUGUUAUUGAUGCAGGGUGGAGGUUGGCUGUGUUGGGGCGCUCUUGGGCCUACGCAGGUUCCAACUUGACAUCCAUUUAGAAACAGGAAGCUUGGGGUUGAGGUUGCGUAGAUUUCUGUCGCCCCAGGUCCUGUCCACUACUAGCAAGGGGUCAGCUCUCACCUGUCCUAAAGCCUCUGGAGCUUGUCCCUGCAGCCUUGGUGUCCUGAGGCAGAGAGAGGAAUCACAUCCCUAAAUUCCAGAGCCCUGGUUAUGCAGGACAGAGCCAGAUGAAUGGGGAGACCUAGAUCUUGCCCCUUCUCUAAAACUGAGGAUUUUAUCCUCAAAUUACUCCCCUCCCUUCAGGGUUGUUGGACCAUGUUAGGGUUAUAGGGCUGAGGCAUGGAAUGGUCAGGCAUUGGCUGGCCACAGGCUGCUGGAACAACCAAGUAUCCCAGGAAAACCAAGAAGUCUCCUCUCUCUCAGAGUGUAUGCAGCCGGCCUGUGCAUAUACAUGCUCAGGGUUUUGGAAAGAGGACUCAGCAUCCUCGCCCCUCCUCCCUCCCCCACUAACUAACUCCUCGAUCCCAGAUGCUCCUCAAAGUGAAAGAACUUUGGAUUUCUGCAUCAGUUCUCUCUCUGGACACAUGUAUCCCAGCACAGCAUAGUAUGUGGCCAGCAGAACUCACCACACAGGAGCUGAAGUCAUGUGAGCGCCAUGACACUUGAUCUUUUACCCAGAACAGGGCAUAGAUGAGACUACCAGCUUGACUGUUCUAGAGGUCAGCCCUGUGGACCAAAAGCCAGCCUCAUGGGUCACAGGUUCUGCUUUGCACAUUCCUAAGAGUUGAUUCUUAUGAAAGGUAUCCCAAGCUGCUGGUUGGAUGGUCUAAGUUCUGGAAUAGUCCAUGCCCCACUCUGUGCAUCCCACAGCUUUACCAAGUAUGUCUCCUGGGGAAGCAGGGCCUCCACAGCUCUUCCUCAGCUCCUCCCCCAGUGCCAUUCUGCAGGAGUCCUGGGCUCAGGGCCCACCUCGGCCUCAUAACACAUGUAUGCAUGGGUCUGCUUAAGAGCAAUGUUCCUGGAAGCUUCUGAUCCCCCAUAGGGAUGCCAAUACUAUGAACAUCUGUUUUGAUUGCUGGCUUGAAAUAUAUUUCUGUUUUGUUUUGUUUUCUUUUGUUUCUCAUGAAAGGCUUUGGUGUGGAAAAGUUUUAAAAAGUGAGCAUGCCUAGAUUUCUUUUCCCUGCUUGAGAGCAAAUUCAUUUGAUUAGUCAUCUCUGAGCUUGGCUUUGGUCCCUGCUGCCUUUUCCCUUAUCCCUGAGGUCAUCAGGCCCCAGUGACUACUUUAGCAGGCCACCAACAGAGCCCAGGGCCUUUGCUGGAGUGAGACUCUGCUGCCUCAUCCAUACAGAGCAGACCCUCGGUCAGCAGGUUCUUUUGGGAGAGUGCCCCUCAUAUGGAGAGUGGCCCUCAGCUGCCUCCCAUGGACAUCUGUUUGCAUGUAUUCCAAAGAACUUCAUGUUAUAGCAUCAAUGGUUUGGCAAUGGUACUAGGGUGACUUUACCAAGCCAGGUAGGCCACAUCCACGUGGCAGGGCAUCCCAGGGGGUCCAAUGGGCUGUGGUGCCGGGAACUCUUGGUGUGAAAUAGUGUGGAUCUCUUGCUCGUUCUCAUAUACUGGCCCUCUCCAAAGUAAGCUGUAAACAUCUUAUCCUGCCAUACUGCAUUAUCUUCACUGAUAACUAGUGGAGAAGUCGUGCAUCCCACGAUGCACCUGUUCCCUGCUCUGCCUAUGCGCUGCCGGUGGAAAUACAAAGAAGUAGUCCUAACAGCAGAGGACAAUGCCAGUGUUCGGUGGCUCCAGGUUUGCUUUGGAGAAAAAAAGAGACAAAGAGAUAUCAAGGACCUGGCUUCUACUUCACACCUGUCCGUAGAAGGGCUGGACUUGUUUCUUUGACGUUAAUAUUUAGGUACACAUGACUUACUUAAAUUCUGUCCAUUCACCCCAACUCUAGCCCAGCUUCAAAGAAUUCAAUGUGAGGUUGAAUUAUUUGCAGCCAAGUAAAACUGAAAAAAAAAAAAAAAAUCUGAGACAAGGGGUACCAUUCCUCCUGGAGGAAACCCUUAGUUCAUUUCACCUGGGGGUAGGAGGAGAGGUGUUGCUGCUCCCAGGGAGCCUGCCUUUGCUUUGUCUUGGCUUUCAAUACCCACCUGAGAGCUGAAGGCUUUGAUCUUCUCCUUGAACCCUCCUGGAUACCCCAGGAAGCUGUUUCUCACUUUCAUCUCUGCAGAGUAGAAACUGGCUGGCACUUGUGGUUUCAACUCCAAUUGCUGUUCUGAACAUGGGGGACAAAAGAUGCAAAUGCAGAGGUGGGUCCCCUAGUGACACACCAAUGACCUGAGCAAUGACCUCAGAGCAGGAGAAGGGCUCUUGAGCUAGAGACUGGGGUAAGGACCACCAUACAGCCCCAGGAAAGAGGCGGGGGUGGGCAGCAGAAAUGUUCAUCGGGCAGGAACCAGGUGCCAUUCAUCGGUCACGAAUCAGCCUUAAGCGUGGGGUCUGGUGUCCAGGAAGGACACUCAUGCUGUGCAGGGAGGUGCUUCAAAAGGACCUACAUGUUUGGGGGUGUGCUUGCUGCAAGGAUUUCCAUUCAGGCUUUAAGCAAGAAAAGCAUCUGCCACGUGGGUGUGGAUCUCAUAUCCCUGGGGUACAGGCACUUUUUCCGGCCUUCAGACUCUCAUGCUCCUCAUUAAUUUGAGCUCAUUCAUAAGCCUUCCUAAUAGAUUGGUAUUUCGAACCUGCUGUCUGCCCUUGACUUCCCGAUUGAGAAGGUGAGGUUGGCGAGAGUCCACAGUUUGCACGGUGCAAUCAUGGCCUUUGCUGAUCUGUAAUUGAGCCCGAAGUCAAUGUUUUUUUUGGGGGGGUUCCUUAUUCCACCAAGAAUUCUAGUCUGUAAAAGAAAUUACUAAAAACGAGUUCCUUCCAAAAUUGAAAACAGAUUUCCUGAAUGUUGUUCUUUCCUUGGACAUAAUGCAAAAACAUUGCCUCCCUUUUAGGGUGGUUUAUCUUUGAAACCCAAAGCUGGGGCCCAUUAGAAACAGGUUGAAAAUCCUGUGUUCUAGGAGCUGAUGCUGACAAAGCCAUCCACUGUCAUUGUCCCCGGAGCAACCCUGCCACUGCCUAGCAGCGUGGCCCAGCUUUCCACAUGGAAAGAGGUGUCCUCAGUGCUAACACACGUGUGGCAGCACCACAGUGGGAGAGGCCAGCUGGCUUGCUGUUCUCUGUGCCAAGCUGAAUUGCUGAGGGCAAGAUUGGUGAAUGGGUCUACUUUUUUUUUUUUUUUUUAA
Molecule: messenger RNA, 11468 nt
Organism: Onychomys torridus (southern grasshopper mouse)
Lineage: Eukaryota; Metazoa; Chordata; Mammalia; Rodentia; Cricetidae
Gene: Kif26b
Product: kinesin family member 26B
Exons: 15
Coding region: 858-7190 (2110 amino acids)
Biological process (GO): microtubule-based movement
Molecular function (GO): microtubule binding; microtubule motor activity; ATP binding
Source: RefSeq, a predicted model, not a curated record